This is a messenger RNA of Myotis lucifugus (little brown bat), 876 nucleotides long. RefSeq names its product ornithine decarboxylase antizyme 3 (gene OAZ3). Lineage: Eukaryota; Metazoa; Chordata; Mammalia; Chiroptera; Vespertilionidae. Gene Ontology annotation, cellular component: nucleus; cytoplasm. The transcript is spliced from 5 exons. Gene Ontology annotation, molecular function: ornithine decarboxylase inhibitor activity. Gene Ontology annotation, biological process: positive regulation of protein catabolic process. The record is from RefSeq and is marked reviewed.
UGCCUAAAUCUUUGUCACCCAUCUCUGAACCUCACUUUGCCACAGGGAGGCACUGAACCGAGAAACUGCCUUGUAACAGGUGGCGCCCCUCUCUCUACUCCCUUUCUUAUAUCAAGAGGGGAAAAACACGGAACUACUACUACCCAAUCUGGUCACCAUACGCCUAUUACUUCUACUGUUACAAAUACCGGAUCACCCUCCGGGAGAAGAUGCUGCCUUGGGCUAAAAGCAUCACUUGUAAGGAACAGGAGGACUUGACACUCCGGCCCCGUUCCUGCCUUCAGUGCUCCUGAUUCCCCAGUAGGCCUCCAGAUGGGCAGAAGCACCAAGCAGAGUGACCAUGAUCAGCUUAAAGAACUGUACUCGGCUGGGAAUUUGACAGUGCUGGCUACUGAUGCCCUGCUCCACCAGGACCCAGUGCAGUUAGAUUUCCAUUUCCGCCUCACCCCCCAGACCUCUGUCCAUUGGCACGGCCUUCUCUGUGACCGUCAGCUUUUCCUGGAUAUCCCAUAUCGGGCCUUGGAUCAAGGCAACCAGAAAAGUUUGACUGCAACACUGGAAUAUGUGGAGGAGAAGACCAAUGUGGAUUCCGUGUUUGUAAACUUCCAAAACGACCGGAAUGACAGAGGUGCCCUGCUUCGGGCCUUCAGCUACAUGGGCUUUGAGCUGGUCAGACCAGGUCACCCUGCCCUCCCUCCCUGGGACAAUACCAUCUUUAUGGUGUAUCCCCUUGAAAGGGAUCUGGGCCACCUGCCCAGUGAGCCUCCCUGAACAUGCUUAUUCAUACUCUGUGAGGGGCUGGAGGCCUUGAUAAGUGGGACCAGGAUGUGAUUCUGGACACCUCCUUGUAUCCUAGGAAUAAAGGGUAGUGCAAUC